Molecule: messenger RNA, 1884 nt
Organism: Notechis scutatus (mainland tiger snake)
Lineage: Eukaryota; Metazoa; Chordata; Lepidosauria; Squamata; Elapidae
Product: kelch-like protein 24
Molecular function (GO): protein binding
Source: RefSeq, a predicted model, not a curated record
AUGAAUCCCCUGUUGGACAGAGAGGAGGAUCUGGCUGGGGAGCAACCCAAACCUUUAGAUCACUACAUACGGGAAGGCCUGAAACAGCUGCACCAGGAAGAGCUUCUGUGUGACACAACUAUUGUGGCUAAAGGAGAGCGAUUCCCCUGUCAUAGGAUCCUCCUGGCAGCUAUCAACCCUUACUUCCGAGCCAUGUUCUCCAACUCGUUCCGAGAGUCCCAGGACGGAGAGGUCCUCCUGCAGGACAUGGACCCCUCCAUUAUUCAAAUGGUGGUACAAUACUACUACACGGAGGAAAUCGAACUCACGCCCGAAAUCGCCGAAGAUCUGUACGAAGCGGCUAGCCGCCUCCAGAUCCUUCCUUUGCUGGAGAGCUGUUCCAGCUACCUGUUGGAACACCUCUGUCCGGAGAACUGCCUGAGCAUCUACCAGCUGGGCUAUUCACACAACGACCCUGCGCUCUUCCAGGAGGCCAAGAGCCUGGUGCACACCCACUUCAAGCGCCUGUCCCAGGAGGCGCCCACUUUCCUGGACCUCAACCCCAGCACUUUGGAGAGCAUCCUGGCUUCCGACAACCUCCUGGUCUCUUCCGAGCUGCUGGUCUACCGGGCCGCGUGGCGCUGGGUGCAAGCCCAGAGCACCCUCCGCCUGCCUUUCCUGGCCCGCCUGCUGGCCCAGGUGCGCUUCCCGCUGCUCACCCCGGAAGAGCUGCGCCAGGUACAAACCGAACUGCUCCAGCGGCCCAAGGAGCUGCGCCCACGCUGGAGGCGCCUGAAUCGGCAGGAGCGGCUGGCCCAGUGUGGGGGUCUCCGGCGGGGCAUGUUUAACACCUGCAUCGUGUGCGUGGAUCUUUUCAACCUGGAGGGCCCUGAGCUGCGCACUAAGGAUUUCCAAGUCGGCUGCUAUGACCCUCAAGCCGGCCUUUGGGAGAAGCUGCCACUGCUGGAAAGGCUCUACUGCGCGCGGUGCGUGGCGCUGCGCGACCGGCUAUUUGUCACAGGUGGUGUCCACACCGACGACACCUAUUCAGAUAUGUUGCAUGAGUACAGCCCUCUGCGGGGCCGCUGGAGCCGCCUGGCGCCCAUGUCGGUGGCCCGGGCCUCCCACGGAUUCCUCACCUGGGGCGGCCGCCUCUUUGCAGUGGGCGGCUGGCGCAACUUCGAGGACUACCUUGACUCAGCCGAGAGUUAUGACCUCACCGAGCGGCGCUGGGCACGCAUCGCCCGCCUGCCGCUGCCACUCAGCCACUUCGCAUCAGCCGCGCUGCACGGGCGCCUCUACCUGGUGGGAGGUGCAACGGAAGCAGUGGGUGCCUGGUACGCGUCACGGAAGGUGCUCAUCUACCAGGUGGGCGCUGAUCAGUGGAGCCAAGCCUUCCUCAGCAGCGGCGGCUACUGGGCCGGCGCCGUGGCCAUGAACGAAGGCAUUUACGUCGUGGGGGGCUAUUUCCGCGGACGCGUGCGGCACCACCAGCCCACGCGCGACCGUCGGCCAGAGCAGGACGGGCUGCGUUGCACCCGACGCUGCUUCUUCCUGGGCCCCGAUGGGCGUGUGGACCAUCGCGUGACUGUGCCACCUUUGCCCGUGGAACUGGCCGGCGCGGGCGUGGUGCGCUGGAAACAGCGGAUCUACGUGCUGGGUGGAGAGAAUGUGGCCCUGGGGCGGCGGGCGGCGGGCGAGAAUGAGGAGGAGUACUACAACACCGUCUACUAUUGGGAGCAGGGUGCCCCUCGCUGGAUCCGCUGCCAGGAGCGGCUGCCCUUCGCCAACUGGGGGGUCAGUGGCUUCGGCUGUGCUGCGGUCAAACUGCCCAAGAAGCCGAUCCUGGAGUUGUUCCGCAAGACAACUGUGGCCCUCACUGGUCUGGAAGGGUCUGCCUGCUGA